Messenger RNA from Arabidopsis arenosa, 2859 nucleotides. NCBI's taxonomy places the organism in Eukaryota, Viridiplantae, Streptophyta, Magnoliopsida, Brassicales, Brassicaceae. The record is from the annotation of a GenBank genome assembly.
CUUCUAAGUCCAAUACCAAAAUAUUUCCUUUGUUUUUCUCUCUUUUAACUACAACUUCCAAUAAGAGAGAGGAUCGGAGAUAGAACACUAAUGGAGUCCCCAAGCCUACCGAUGACGGCAAAAGACUGGACCACCACCAGUCUCCACCGUGUAUUCGCUAUGCAAGGCGGCGAAGAUGACCUCAGCUACGUCAACAAUUCCGAUAGCCAAGCUUUGGCUAUAACCUUAAGCAAACCAAUCCUUAUCUCAACUCUCGAAUCCAUCAAACUCUUCUCCGACCAAACUUCUCCCAUCAGAAUCACCGACCUCGGCUGCGCCACCGGCUCCAACACGUUUACAACAGUUGAUACGGUGGUUGAGACGUUACAACGGCGAUACACGGCGGUGUACGGUGGUGGUGGCUCGCCGGAGUUUGAGGCUUUCUUUUGUGAUUUGCCUUCUAAUGACUUCAACAUGUUGUUCAAGUUGUUGGCUCAAAAACAGAAAGUUGAUUCGCCCGCGAAAUACUUCGCCGGGGGCGUUGCUGGUUCGUUCUAUGACAGGCUUUUUCCGAGAGUAACGAUUCAUGUCGCUGUUAGCUUAAGUGCCUUGCACUGGCUCUCUCAGAUACCGGAGAAAGUAUUGGAGAAAGGAUCAAGAACGUGGAACAAAGGGAAAACGUGGAUAGAAGGAGCAAAGAAAGAAGUAGUGGAAGCAUACGCAGAGCAAUCAGACAAAGAUUUGGAUGAUUUCAUGAGCUGUCGGAAAGAAGAAAUGGUGAAAGGAGGAGUGUUGUUUGUGUUGAUGGCUGGUCGUCCUUCUGGCUCAAGUAGUCAAUUUGGGGACCAAGAUACUCGAGCCAAACAUCCUUUCACAACUACCAUGGAACAAGCUUGGCAAGAUUUAAUAGAUGAGGGUUUGAUAGAUGAAGAGACAAGAGACGGUUUCAACAUUCCGGCGUACAUGAGAAGUCCGGAGGAAGUGGAGGCCGGAAUUGACCGUUGCGGUGGUUUCAAGAUAGAGAAAAUGGAAUUUAUGAAAAUAGUUGAAUAUUCAGAUGAGAAACAAGAAGAAUGGAAGAAAGAUCCGGUUUCUUACGGACGAGCCAGGACCAAUUUGGUUCAAGCUGCUAUUCGUCCUAUGGUUGAUGCUUAUCUUGGACCAGAACUAUCCCAUGAGCUCUUCAAAAGAUAUGAAAAUCGUAGAGUCAAUGCCUUGAGCUUAAGCUCUGGUCUAAACUGGUUUGUUACCUCUCUGAAAAUCCAUGGAACCAACCUCAAAACAUUAAAGCAAUCUCAUUGUUUCAUGAUCAUAACCGGUUUAAACAGAGACAAUCUCAACGUUGCCAAAUUCAUCGAAGCAUGUUCAAAUGCAGGACAUCUCCGAUAUGCUUACUCUGUAUUUACCCAUCAGCCAUUACCCAGUACUUAUCUCCACAACACCAUGAUUAGAGCUUUGUCUCUCGUCGACGAACCCAAUGCGCACUCGAUUGCGAUCACGGUUUAUAGAAAGUUAUGGGCUUUGUGUUCUAAGCCUGACACGUUUACUUUCCCGUUUGUGUUGAAGAUUGUUGUUCGGGUUUCUGAUGUUUGGUUUGGGAGACAGGUUCAUGGGCAAGCGGUGGUUUUUGGGUUUGAUUCGAAUGUUCAUGUUGUGACAGGUUUGAUUCAGAUGUAUACGUCUUGUAGGGUUUUGAGAGAUGCACGUAAGGUGUUCGACGAAAUGCGUGUGAGGGAUGUGAAUGUUUGGAAUGCGUUAUUAGCAGGGUAUGGUAAAGUGGGUGAGAUGGAUGAAGCUAGGGGUUUGCUGGAGAUGAUGCCUUGUUGGAUACGGAAUGCGGUUUCUUGGACUUGUGUGAUCUCUGGAUAUGCGAAGAGUGGACGAGCUAGCGAAGCUAUUGAAGUGUUUCAGAGAAUGCUGAUGGAGAAUGUUGAGCCUGAUGAAGUUACGCUUUUGGCUGUGCUCUCAGCUUGUGCUGAUCUUGGUUCACUUGAUUUGGGUGAAAGAAUAUGUAGCUACGUUGAUUACCGAGGGAUGAACAGAGCGGUUUCAUUGAACAACGCGGUCAUUGAUAUGUAUGCAAAAGCAGGGAAAAUAACAAAGGCUUUGGAGGUAUUUGAGAGUGUUAAUGAGAAGAAUGUGGUUACUUGGACGACUAUAAUAACUGGGCUAGCUACGCACGGGCACGGAGCUGAAGCCCUAGCGAUGUUUAACCGUAUGGUUAAAGCUGGUGUGAAACCGAACGAUGUUACUUUCAUUGCUAUCCUUUCAGCUUGCAGUCAUGUCGGACGAGCAGGUAAACUCCGAGAAGCGGAAGAAGUUAUUAAAAGCAUGCCCUUUGAGUCUAAUGCUGCAAUAUGGGGAUCUCUUCUUGCUGCUUCAAAUGUUCAUCAUGAUAUUGAUGUUGGAGAAAGAGCUUUAUAUCAGCUGAUUAAGCUAGAACCGAAUAACAGCGGUAACUAUAUGCUUUUAGCUAAUUUAUACUCGAAUUUAGGAAGGUGGGAUGAGUCGAGGAUGAUGAGGAAGAUGAUGAAAGGGAUUGGUGUGAAGAAACUGGCUGGUGAAAGCUCCAUAGAAGUUGAAAACAGAGUAUAUAAAUUCAUCUCAGGGGAUCUUUCGCAUCCUCAAGUCGAAAAGAUUCAUGAACUUCUACAAGAGAUGGAUUUGCAGAUACAAAGCAACAAAGUUUGAGAAAGAAAAGGAUUUGAAUUUUGAUCAGAUUGUGUUGCUUAAGGAUUAACAAUGGCUUCUUUUCUCUGAGACCUGAAACCAGAGGAGCGUAGAGUCAACACGGCUGACUCAGACAGCGGCUAAAGAGAAGCAGAUGGUUAAUUCCGGUUCCAGUCAAGAACAAAACAGGAAUAGAAAUUUGGAAAAUCU